This is a messenger RNA of Talaromyces rugulosus, 810 nucleotides long. RefSeq lists its product as uncharacterized. NCBI's taxonomy places the organism in Eukaryota, Fungi, Ascomycota, Eurotiomycetes, Eurotiales, Trichocomaceae. The record is from RefSeq and is a predicted model, not a curated record. Bases 1 to 810 code for a protein of 269 amino acids. The transcript is spliced from 4 exons.
AUGCCCGAGGAAUAUCCUCUUUCUAGAGAUUAUGUCGACUUCAAUCGACUCAAUCUUCAGCACUACAUCUGGAAAGAUAUGUUUGGAUACAGCCUACAUCCGAAGAUCCCACGAAAUCAAAAGUCGUUGAAGAUUGCAGACGUUGGCACAGGAACUGGGAUCUGGCUACUAGAUCUAUUGCCGCAACUCGAUCCAUCCACGGAGCUCGUUGGCAUAGAUGCCGACAUUACACAAGUUGGGCCUCGAGAGUGGCUCCCAGAAAACCUGACCCUGAGGCAAUGGAGUGUAUUCACAGACGUACCAGAUGAUCUCGUCGGGGCCUUUGACAUUGUAAAUCUUCGCCUUUUCGCCUUUGUGAUUGAAGACGACGCGACACUUUUACUGCGGAAACUGAAGAAAUUAUUGAAGCCUGGCGGAUAUUUACAGUGGUGCGACGUCGAUGUUCUAUCCUUCCGUAUCAACACCGCCUCAUCAAAUGUAUCUACGCAUCAUCUCGUACAGCUUUGGGAGCAAACUAUGCCCAAAGAGGCACGACUCUUCCCGGCCUGGGUCAAGGGGCUACCAGAAAGCUUCGAAAACGAGGGUUUCCUAGAUAUCACCACGGACUGGCAGGCACAAAAGGGUCAUACAGGCAUUGCGAUGCACUGGUGCAACUUGCCUAUACACGAGAUGCUCGCUGACAGGCUGAGAGAAUCGGACCCGGAGAAAUCACCGAAGAUUAGGGAAGUGAUGGAAGCAGCUUCAGUAGAGUCGCGCAAGGGCGCUAUGUACGCAUUCGACAGGCUGGUCGUGGUCGGCCAAAAACCAUAG